Molecule: messenger RNA, 3655 nt
Organism: Trachymyrmex cornetzi
Lineage: Eukaryota; Metazoa; Arthropoda; Insecta; Hymenoptera; Formicidae
Gene: sp3
Product: phosphatidylinositide phosphatase spermathreecae
Exons: 13
Coding region: 1-3627 (1208 amino acids)
Biological process (GO): phosphatidylinositol dephosphorylation; regulation of endocytic recycling
Cellular component (GO): early endosome; clathrin-coated endocytic vesicle
Molecular function (GO): phosphatidylinositol-4-phosphate phosphatase activity
Source: RefSeq, a predicted model, not a curated record
AUGGAGCUGUUCCGCACUGACACUCAUUUUAUCUUUGUGAAAGAGAGGCAUAGCCUCUGGUGUGACAAGUAUACCGGUGAAUUCGCCGCAAAAUCAGAUUGGGAAUGGGCCACGCCGAAAGAUUUAGAAUGUCUGGGGAUGUUUUAUGGAAUAGUCGGAAAAAUUGAACAGACAUCAGUAUUGGAACCUCGCUUGAUGCUCAUAAAGGAUAUCACACCAGCUGGAGAAUUACAUGGCGGUCACGUUGUUUACAAAAUUAAAUCAAUCGCAUUUCUACAUAUUGGCACGGAGAAUAUGGAUAUCGGUUUACUACCUUGUAAGAAACAUCAAUAUGUAUUGAAGAAGAAAGGAAGCAGUGGACUAUUUGAUGUGCCACAGAAAGCAGCUUUAGCGAAAACCUGGGGUACAAUCAAGAAUGCCACAAAUACUAUAAAAAAUACUACACAGCAUGCUGCCGCAUUGGCUACAUCUCAAAUGAAAUCCACAGUGAUCAAACGCAGCAUAGUAAAAGAUAAAGACAGAUUUGAAAAGAGAAUUUUGGAAGAACUGAAUAAGAUAUUUACCGAAACUGAUUCAUUUUUCUUUUGUCAGACUGGUGAUAUUACUAAUAGUUUGCAGCGACAAUGCAUAAUGGAAUCUCAGCAUGGACAAGGCAAUCAAGAUAAGCCAUUAUGGCAACGUGUAGACGACAGAUUUUUCUGGAACAAACAUAUGUUACAUGACAUUAUUAAUCUAAAUACAGAUAAAGCAAACUGUUGGAUAUUACCGAUCAUUCAAGGAUAUGUUCAAAUAGAAAAAUGCAUAGUCGAGGUAGGUUUUGACGAGCAACCGCAACAAGAGAUAUUUAAUUUGGCGAUUAUAUCGAGAAGGAGUAGAUUCCGUGCUGGAACUAGAUACAAGAGACGUGGAGUGGAUGAUGAUGGCAAGUGUGCAAAUUAUGUUGAGACUGAACAAUUAGUUUGGUAUCAUGAUCAUCAAGUAUCUUUUGUACAAGUACGAGGAAGUGUGCCAGUAUAUUGGUCUCAACCUGGGUAUAAAUAUAAACCUCCACCACGGAUUGAUAAAGAUGAGGCUGAAACGCAGAUAGCAUUUGAAAAGCAUUUUGGUGAAGAACUUGCGUUUUAUGGGCCUAUUUGUAUUGUUAAUCUAGUCGAACAGACUGGUAAAGAAAGGAUUAUUUGGGAAGCUUAUAGUAAUCAUGUAUUUAAUUAUAAUCAUUCAGAUAUAACAUACACCAUUUUCGAUUUUCAUGAAUAUUGUCGAGGAAUGCAUUUUGAAAAUGUGUCUAUUCUGGUUAAUGCAUUGGCUACGAUGCUAGCAAAUAUGGGUUACUGCUGGCGCGAUAAACAAGGUACGAUUUGCGUGCAAAAGGGCGUGUUCCGUGUAAAUUGCAUAGAUUGCUUAGAUAGAACAAACGUGGUGCAAACCGCUCUGGGUAAAGCUGUUAUGGAAAUGCAGUUUUCAAAACUGGGACUAAUACCACCUGACGGAAUUCUGCCUGCAAAUAUAAGACAGACUUUCCAAUCGCUUUGGGCUAAUAAUGGAGACAUUAUUAGCAAGCAAUAUGCAGGAACAAAUGCUUUAAAGGGAGAUUAUACACGUACUGGGGAAAGAAAAUUUACUGGGCUGAUGAAAGACGGCAUGAAUUCCGCAAACAGAUACUAUCAACAACACUUUAUGGAUGACUUACGUCAGGCGGCAAUAGAUACGCUGCUAGGGAACUCGAUUGAUGUUCACCAACUGAACAACGAUUGGUUACACUAUUUAGAUAUCCUUGAUAAUUGCUGUCUUGAACUUAUACCUAUGAAACCACCAAAUAUACAACUUCAACUUGCUACUCAUCCUGACUUCCUUUAUGCCACUGCUCUAUAUAAUUUAGCAAGAUAUUACUUAAAUCGUUUCAAGGAUGUGUACAGACAAGCGACGAUUGAUAUGAUGUUGGGAAAUUCAGUAAGCGAAGAAGUAUUUUUAGAACGUACGGACGAGGAAGAUAACGCGGCAACUGCGAUUCACGUGAAAUUACUGAUUGAAGAUUGCAAAAAAUUACUGAUACCUGAUCCAGAAGUUAUUCUAGGCAGUUGGGGAGUUAUUGAUGCUGAUCCUAUUACUGGUGAUCCAACCGAGACGGAAAUGGACACUAUUUUAAUAUUGACUCGAGAUAGUUAUUACAUUGCUGAUUAUGAUGAUCAAAUCGAUAAAGUUACGAACUAUCAAAAAGUUUUAUUAGAUGAUAUUGUUUUAAUUGAAUUUGGUCAACCUGAAAACAUGGUCUCAUUUUUCAAGAAUAAACAUUACUACUGUAUUAGAAUUAAUUAUAAAGUAAACGGCGAUUACGGUUACUUUCAUAUGUUUCGUAGUACAAAUUUAAGAUUUUUCAAUAAUAUGGCGGUUGUGAUCAAAACUGAAGAGGAAAGCAUUGAAUCUUUGAAAGCAAUUUGUGAAGCUAUCUCAAUAGCCAUGGAGAUAGCAAACUUACCAAAAGUUCCCGUAGCUAUGAACGUUACGUUAGAUAAAAGAAAGAGUAAAUUAGUGAAUGUUAAAGGUUCUACUGGAUUAUUGGACAUUUCAUCGCUUCCGGAACUGACAAGAAAUGUAUCUGAGACACAGUUACUUGCUUUAAAAACAGCAGGUACAAAAGCUUUAAGCAAUAUGUCGGAGCAAUUUAGCAAAUUGAAUAAACUGAGUCAGAGUUUCAGUGCAAAGAAGCCAAUUGAUUUAGCGAAGAAUAUAAGUAAUAGACCGACGGAGAAGGUAUCUAAGCCGAUUUUUACAGUUGGUAACAGCAAUAUCUCAGGCAAUGCAGAAGAGAAGAGUAACAGUAGUAGCAGCAGCAGUAGCAGCGAGAAUAUCGAAAUGACACACAUACAUGUCGAGAAGCCAGAGAACUUCAGUCAUGACAAGCAUUUGAUGGAAGCUUAUACACCAUUGAUUGGUAUUAUUAUGGGUGUGAAAAAUACCAAUGUUGUGGAUGGUAGUGUUUGCGAUUCUAAUGUAAACGAGGAAGUUUCCAAGAAGAUGAGACCUAACAAUAUGAAUUUAAAUUCAAAACCUGAUGUAGCCAUUGAUGCAUUACAUCUGAUUCCGCAAACUGGAUCCGGUACUAGUACUCUCAGCACUUCACCGCAGAAGACUACGGCAACGACGCCAGAGAUAACAGUAUACGAUACAGGAGAUAAUAUAGGCGAGGAAAGAGAUCGCAUGAUUCCACUAUCAAGCUUAUCGCUUACCAAGAAUAUUAGUCAUUCGACAGGGGAUGUUGAUAAUAAAGCAUCGAUUGGUGUUAAGAGCACUACUCUUCAAACGGAUAAUAGAUUGGAUGAAAAGAAAAGAUCAGCCUCGGAACAGGAUUUGACGUUGAACAUUACAUCGUCCCAAAGCGAAUCUGCCUUAAAAUCCAUAAAGGAAAAUAUCGCGAGCGUUACUAGUCCUGUAGCAUCUACAGCCAAAGAUAUUUUGUUGCCGUUCUCCAAAUUUGCAAAAGGUGUUCAAACGUUAGGAGCUAAUUUAGACCCUAGAAAAUUAAAGACAGGCCAAGUAAUGCGAAAUUUGUCGGAACACCAUUUGGAGGAGCGCCAAAAACUUCAGGAAAGAUGGGCCUCUUGUCAAUCUAAACUUAUUGCUUUAUAAACUCUUUACCCGAAUAACUAGCUUUUUG